Molecule: messenger RNA, 683 nt
Organism: Juglans regia (Persian walnut)
Lineage: Eukaryota; Viridiplantae; Streptophyta; Magnoliopsida; Fagales; Juglandaceae
Product: stress-response A/B barrel domain-containing protein HS1-like
Exons: 3
Coding region: 160-489 (109 amino acids)
Biological process (GO): pollen tube adhesion
Source: RefSeq, a predicted model, not a curated record
AAGGUUAGAGUUGAGCUCGAAGCCUCGAAUCUCGUCUUUGUCUCCAUCCUCGCGGACUGAAACUCGUUAACCGCUCUGAUUGUUUUUCAUCAAAGCUCGCAAUCCACAAACAAAACCUCAAUACCAGAGAGAGAGAGAGAGAGAGAGAGAGAGAGAGAGAUGGAGGAAGCGAAGGGAUUGGUGAAGCAUAUAGUGUUAGUAAGGUUCAAAGACGGAACGGCACAGGAGGAGAUUGAUCAACUCAUUAAAGGCUACGCCAACCUCGUCAAUCUCGUCGAACCCAUGAAGUCCUUCCACUGGGGCAAUGAUAUAAGCAUUGAAAACCUGCAUCAGGGUUUCACUCAUGUCUUUGAAUCAACCUUUGAGAGUACAGAAGGUCUUGCAGAGUAUGUAACUCAUCCUGCUCAUGUUGAAUUUGCAAAUCUGUUCAUUACGAAGUCGGAAAAAGUCCUUGCGAUUGACUACAAACCCACUACUGUUCGUAUUUGAUUGAUGAAACGGCAAUGCAGCUUAGAUCCUGCUAUGCCUGCCUUUCGAUGGAACUGAUGGUGAUUGACUCUUGCAUGCAUGCAUGUGUUGUAAGGUGAAUAUUAUAGACUGAUUGUACCAAAUAUAAUCUAAAUCUUUGAGACAGUCUGCAUGUUUUAAGGACUUAUUUAUUAAAUACUAUUAGUUUUGAAAUA